Messenger RNA from Camellia sinensis, 852 nucleotides. The record is from RefSeq and is a predicted model, not a curated record. Lineage: Eukaryota; Viridiplantae; Streptophyta; Magnoliopsida; Ericales; Theaceae.
CUCUCCGCUUCUUAAAACCAGACCCCCACUCCUCAUUCCAUUCCCAGCUUAGCCAGUCACAUACGAUAGGCGCAUAGAGAGAGAGAGAAGAUGUCGAAAGAAGUGAGCGAAGAAGGACAAACACAGCAUGGAAAGGACUACGUGGAUCCACCACCAGCACCGCUGAUGGACAUGGCGGAGCUGAAGCUGUGGUCAUUCUACAGAGCAGUGAUCGCAGAGUUCAUAGCCACACUCCUCUUCCUCUACGUCACUGUCGCCACAGUCAUCGGUCACAAGAAGCAAACCGGACCAUGCGACGGCGUCGGAAUCCUCGGCAUCGCAUGGUCCUUCGGCGGCAUGAUCUUCGUCCUCGUCUACUGCACCGCUGGCAUCUCCGGGGGUCACAUAAACCCGGCAGUGACGUUCGGGCUGUUCUUGGCGAGAAAGGUGUCGCUGAUAAGAGCGGUGUCGUACAUGAUUGCGCAAUGCUUGGGAGCAAUUUGUGGAGUUGGGUUAGUAAAGGCAUUCAUGAAACACAACUACAAUUCACUUGGUGGUGGUGCUAACUUAAUUGCUCCUGGCUACAACAAGGGCACUGCUCUUGGUGCUGAGAUCAUCGGCACUUUCGUGCUCGUUUACACUGUUUUCUCAGCCACUGAUCCCAAGAGGAGUGCUCGCGACUCUCAUGUCCCUGUUUUGGCACCUCUGCCAAUUGGGUUUGCAGUGUUUAUGGUUCACUUGGCUACUAUUCCUAUUACUGGGACUGGGAUCAACCCUGCUAGGAGCUUUGGUGCUGCUGUUAUCUACAACAACAAAAAAGUCUGGGGUCAGCAUGUAAGUUCAUUUUUUAUUGUUUUUAUUACACAUAAAUGA